UUUUGCAUAAUAUUUAAUGUGAUUAAGUAAUAAGUGAUUUUAAAUGUUUGUGAACAAUAGUUAGCUAUUAUUUUUAUUAAUCAAUUAUUAUUAUUAUAUUUUUUUCAAAUUACCUCAUAUAUACUGUAUAUUUUGUAAUCUCAUUAUUUGAUAAAUUAAUAAACAAUUUUAUUGACUUUUAUAUAUAAAAUUAGACAACAAAACAAUCACAACAUGAUAUUCAUAGCAUUAUUUACAUUAGCCAUAAUUAUAUGGUUGGGUUUGGCAUCGGUAGGUCACGACUUUUAUAUACAUCAACGCUAUGUCGAAAAACUGUUGCAACUGUUUGAAUACGGCCGCAAACGGGCCGACAUUGUUGAGGUCAAGAUUAAGGAAAGACAGAGAAAGAUCAGUCGACUACAGAUACAGUCGUACGAACCGGAAAGUGAUGAUAACGACGAAGACAAGGAACUGGAGGUCAGUAAUGACAAGAGUCGAGAUGGUAUUAACAAUGAGGAAGAGGACGAUCUAUUUGAUCCAUUUCAUGUACAUAAGUCAGCAAAUGUUGGCAAUAAUAUCGGCAAUAUAUUUGACAAUCGACGGCACCGUACGAUGAGUUUGUCAAUAAAUCAGGAGAAAAAAGAGUUCAAUUUGGCCGACAUUUACGAGUUUGUCCGAACAGGUGUCAAGGCUAUGGUCGACGACGAAGUGACCAAACGGUUUGCAGCAAAAGAGUUGCCCACUUGGAACCUAUUGACCCGAACCGACAAGUUUUAUCACUACAAUUCACUCAGACUGGCCUUAAUCUGGUGGUCGGGACUACUGUUUCGAUACCUGUUUUUAUUUCCGCUAAGAUUUACGAUAACCUUUUUGGGGGUCAGUUGGCUGGUUUUCUGUACCGGUUUGAUAGCACAGAUACCGAACGGUCGGCUCAAACGUUGGGUCUAUUAUAGGGUGUCAAUAAUGUGUUUUCGAGUACUGUCCCGCGGCUUUUCGGGUCUCAUUACGUAUCAUGAUGUCGAAAAUCGGGCAAAAUCUGGCGGCAUAUGUGUGGCCAAUCAUACGAGUCCCAUUGAUGUAGUCAUAUUACAUUGUGAUAACUCAUACGCACUGGUAGGUCAAACACACGGCGGAUUCCUUGGUAUUUUACAGAGAGCAUUGGCCAGAGCUACACAUCACAUAUGGUUUGAUCGGUCAGAGAUGACCGAUAGGCUAGCCGUUUCUCAUCGGCUUCAAGAGCACGUUCAGGACACGUCUAAACUACCGAUACUGAUCUUCCCUGAGGGCACCUGUAUUAACAACUCGGCAGUUAUGAUGUUCAAAAAGGGGGCGUUCGAAGUGGGCGGCACUAUCUAUCCGGUGGCCAUCAAAUAUGACGCCCGAUUUGGCGAUCCUUUUUGGAAUUCAAGUAAAUACGGUUACGUAAAGUAUCUGUUAAUGAUGAUGACCUCGUGGGCCAUAGUGUGCGAUGUCUGGUACUUACCGUCGAUGACACGCAGUCCGGACGAGUCGUCCACUGAUUUUGCUCAACGAGUUAAGGCACAGAUAGCUUUGAAGGGAGGUUUAGUUGAUCUCGAAAUUGACGGUCAACUUAAACGCCAAAACGUAAAGCCCGAGUGGAAGGCCAGACAACAGUUGCACUACAGUAGGCGUAUCAGUGUUGGUAUCGGUCCCUAUAGUAAUACAAAUAAUACUAAUAAUAUUGUUAAUAAUAGUAAUUUACAUAAUAAUAAUAUUACUGUUGACAAUAGGAUUAGUGGUUAAAUUUAUGUUUUAAAUAAUAUUUAGUUAUUAAUGUUAUAUUUACU
Molecule: messenger RNA, 1787 nt
Organism: Oppia nitens
Lineage: Eukaryota; Metazoa; Arthropoda; Arachnida; Sarcoptiformes; Oppiidae
Product: glycerol-3-phosphate acyltransferase 4-like
Exons: 3
Coding region: 214-1743 (509 amino acids)
Biological process (GO): triglyceride biosynthetic process
Cellular component (GO): endoplasmic reticulum
Molecular function (GO): glycerol-3-phosphate O-acyltransferase activity
Source: RefSeq, a predicted model, not a curated record